UAAACAAAUUCGCGGCAACACGUGCAUUAGCUUCAUUCUAUAAUAAUUAAAUAAAAACACAUUAAACAAUGGAAUUGUUUACUGUAAAUCGUUACACCGAGGAUUUUCAUAAAACAAAAGAUGUAACUGAAAAGGCCACCAACAAUGAAGAUGAAAUACUGCAGAAAUUGCUUCAAAAGGCGGCGAAAAGAAAAAGAAAACACAAGGAAACUGAUAAAGUAGAAGAAGCCACAAAGGAAACAAUAAUUCCAGAAAAACAAACCUCAGAAACAGAGAAAGAUGAAGCACAAAAAGAGCCCGAAGAAGAAGCACAAACAGAGGAAACCCAAGAGCAGGAGGAGGAGCUGCCAUCCAAUGAGUUUCAGGUUCUGGGCGAAGAUGGAGCGGCGAGCAAGAAACGCCGGGUGGAGAUGCAGCUGCCCAAUUGGCUGGCACAUCCCACAAUCAUCGAAGGCGGUAGCCUCUUGCCCGAUGCAGAGGAGAACCAGAAUGUAGAGACCAUAGAAGAAGUUCCCUAUCUGGACAAAUCCACCUGUGCCGCGCUCAAGCAAAUGAAGAUUAAGCACCUGUUUCCCGUCCAACGACAAGUCAUUCCUUGGAUACUGGAAGCUCAAUCGAAGCCGCCACCCUUCCGUCCGCGAGAUAUAUGUGUUUCAGCGCCUACAGGCAGUGGCAAGACCCUGGCCUUUGCCAUACCCAUUGUCCAGUUGUUGUCGCAACGCGUCGAGUGCAAAGUUAGGGCUCUGGUGGUACUACCUGUGGCAGAGCUGGCUCUGCAAGUCUUUCGAGUGAUAAGUGCGCUGUGUAGUAAAACAGACCUGGAGGUGUGCCUUUUGUCCAAGCAACACAAGCUCGAAGAUGAGCAGGAGAAGCUGGUGGAGCUAUACAAGGGGAAAUACUACUCCAAGGUGGAUAUUGUGGUGACCACACCGGGUCGCCUGGUGGAUCAUUUGCAUGCCACAAAGGGCUUUUGCUUGAAGAACCUUAAAUUCCUAAUUAUUGACGAGGCCGAUCGCAUCAUGGAUGCUGUCUUUCAAAACUGGCUCUAUCAUCUGGAUAGUCAUGUGAAGGAGACCACGGAUCAGCUGCUGGCUGGCACUCAGGCUCCUCUCUGCUACGCUGAACUGGAGUCCAGCUUUGGCAGACAGCCGCACAAGCUUCUGUUCUCGGCCACUUUAUCGCAGGAUCCGGAAAAGCUUCAGAAUUUGCGCCUAUUCCAGCCACGUCUCUUUACCACUGUCUUUACAAUGCCUGUGAUGAAGGAGUUGACUGGAGAGGAGGAUGCUGAUGCUGAAGCUGAUGCAAAUGCAGAUAGUGGCCAGUUUUUGGGCAAAUACACAACGCCAGCGGAGUUGACAGAACAGAUUUGUGUGACGGAAUUGCGUCUAAAGCCGUUGACAUUGUUCGCACUGGUCCAAAAGUACCAAUGGAAGCGAUUCCUUUGCUUCACCAACAGCACAGAUCAGGCCAAUCGCUUGGCCUUUGUACUGGAGACGCUUUUCAAGAAAACUAACAUCAAAGUGGCCGAAUUAUCGGGCAAUCUUUCGGCAAGUGUGAGAAAUCGAAACCUAAAGGACUUUACCAGUGGCAAGGUUAACGGCCUAAUCUGUUCGGAUGCCUUGGCUCGUGGUAUCGAUGUGGCUGACAUCGAUGUUGUGUUAUCCUACGAGGCGCCGCGACACAUCAAGACACACAUUCAUCGUGUGGGACGUACCGCUCGUGCUGGUAGAAAGGGAACUGCUGUCACUUUGCUCACCGAACAGGAUCAGCCGAAAUUCAAGAAAAUGCUCAACGAUGUGGGCAAAGCUAUGGGCGAGGAGAUACAAGUCCCCGAUAUGGAGGUGGAGUAUGCAGCUGUGUACAAGCACGCUCUAGCCUCUCUACGCUAUCGCCAGGAGACACAAAAGGCCCAAAAGAUGGUCCAGAAGCGACGUACGGCCCAUCAAGCGAUGGCACACAAGAAGCCGGCACAACCCACAGAUCGUCCGCUGACGCUCAUGGAGAAGCUGCAGCUGAAGGCGAGUGGUGUCGAGGAUGACCUAAAGACCAAUGCCAAACCGAAAUCAAAGGAGAAGCAGAACCAACCGCGAGAGACCAAGAAACAGAAAAUAGCCAAGAAACGUAAGGCCAUUGAGGAGUAG
Drosophila serrata is the source of this 2141-nucleotide messenger RNA. RefSeq names its product putative ATP-dependent RNA helicase Dbp73D (gene Dbp73D). The record is from RefSeq and is a predicted model, not a curated record. Gene Ontology annotation, molecular function: nucleic acid binding; ATP binding. Lineage: Eukaryota; Metazoa; Arthropoda; Insecta; Diptera; Drosophilidae.